GACGUACUUAAGCAACAAAAUACAGCAUGUUGUUGAUCAAGACUUUGGAGUAUCUGUUUUAUCUCGCCUGCAUAAGUUUCUUCUGCAAAUAUAUUGAGGCAGCCAGCUUACAACCGACAGAAGCAACUACAAUGCAAAUGGAGUCACCACAAAAGAGUCCAGCUGCCACUUUGAAUGAGUGUGAAAGUUCAUCGUUUAGCUGGAUGUGCCUGAAGAUCGAGUUUGUUAAGAUAAUGGAACGUUUAGCCGAACAGCAGGAGUUGAAAGUGUUGCCAGGCGUGACUGUCGUCAAGGAUGAAAAUGCAACGGAGAUGAAGACUUCCGAUUUGAUGGCUGAGGUAGCUCGCAGCUAUCCCAGCGAUCCGAACACGCGCCUCAAUGGUUAUAUUCUGGCCAAGCUGGAGAAUAUAUUGAGGACACGCGUGCUGCGCUUUCGGCUGCUGGACGAGACGAGCCUGGAAGAGGGGCGCAAGCACAAGUUUGGCAAAAAGGGUGGCAUGGAGGCACUCGUUGCAGUGGGAGUCAUGAUGAAGGGCAUGUUGAUGGCUCUGGGCUUGGGCGCCAUUGCAAUGAUGGCCGGCAAGGCGCUAAUGACAGCGCUAAUGGCUUUAACUCUGAGCGGUGUGCUUGGCCUAAAGAGUUUGGCCGGUGGCGGCGGCAAGUCGACGACCUACGAGAUUGUCGCCAAGCCCGUUUAUACAUCCAGUCACUCGCAUUCCGUUAGCCACGAGGAUGGACAUGGACACAGCGGACACUAUGCAGCUGGCGGCGCUGGUGGAAGUGGCAGCGGUUACGGUUACGGCGGCUAUGCACGUUCCCUCAACUUGCAGCAGCCCAACCAACUGCAAAUGUUGUAA
This is a messenger RNA of Drosophila grimshawi, 857 nucleotides long. RefSeq lists its product as uncharacterized. The transcript is spliced from 2 exons. Lineage: Eukaryota; Metazoa; Arthropoda; Insecta; Diptera; Drosophilidae. The record is from RefSeq and is a predicted model, not a curated record. The coding region runs from base 27 to 857 and encodes 276 amino acids.